Suillus subalutaceus is the source of this 1612-nucleotide messenger RNA. Its product is annotated as major facilitator superfamily domain-containing protein. Bases 161 to 1612 code for a protein of 483 amino acids. Lineage: Eukaryota; Fungi; Basidiomycota; Agaricomycetes; Boletales; Suillaceae. The record is from RefSeq and is a predicted model, not a curated record. Gene Ontology annotation, molecular function: transmembrane transporter activity. Gene Ontology annotation, biological process: transmembrane transport. The transcript is spliced from 7 exons.
UCGACUCAACGACAUUUUAAAUUUUGGAAUUGAGUCAGAGCAGCACUAGGGUAUCAGAAACCGGUUGGGAGCCGAUCUACCUAACUCGCGCCCACAAUAAAAAUGCUCCCUCGAUCAAUCAUCGCAUUGUCUCCCAUACUUCUGCAAUCAUCAUUUUGGCAUGUCUCCUGAUCCCGCGUCUCAACAGCUAGACGAGGAAACGCCUUUGCUUCAGUCAAAGGGAAAUGCUCCGGCAAAGAAAUCACAGACACCUCUUCUAUGGCGCCAGUUCUCAAUGAUCCUGGUGUUGCAGAUUGCAGAGCCAAUGACAUCGCAAGUUAUCUCACCUUUUGCGCCUCAGCUCAUUCGUGAUAUUGGGAUCACUCAUGGAGAUGAAGCGCUCGUUUCGUUUUAUGUUGGGUUGUUGCACUCGCUAUUCUUUGCAACAGAAGCCCUCACCAUUUUCCACUGGAGUCGUCUCUCUGACUACAUCGGUCGUAAACCUGUCGUGCUAAUUGGACUGUUUGGACUCUCCCUCUCAAUGUUCUGCUUCGGUUUGUCCAAAACAUUCUGGAGCUUGGUAAUAAGUCGUUGCCUGAAUGGCGCACUCAAUGGCAACAUUGGCGUCAUGAAGAGCAUGGUGGCUGAGAUGACAGAUUCCACUAAUAUGGCCCGUGCAUGGGCAUUCAUCCCUCUUGCCUGGUCCAGCGGUACCACACUUGGGCCACUCAUUGGCGGACAACUUGCGCGACCUGCGGAUAGGUUCCCUAAUAUCUUCGGGGGUUCUGAAUUUUUGAAGAAAUAUCCUUAUUUCUUGCCGUGCGCGGUCCCUGCCACGGUAUCAGCGUUGACAUGGGUUGUCAUUUUUCUUUACUUGAAGGAGACCACAACUCCCCAAAUAAACAUUAGUCAACUGCUAUCUUGGAAAAAGCGCAAGACUGUUCCUUUACCCGCUCUAGAACCCCCGCCAGUAUUAUCUUCGAUCAGCGAUAAGCCCGUCCCCAUUCGAGCUCUUUUCGUUCGUCGUGUACUCAUCGCAACCGGGAGCUACGCCAGUAUUGCCCUUAUUGAUAUCGCAUUUCGCACUGUACAACCCGUGUUCUAUGCUACUCCCAUAUCGUUGGGUGGUCUAGGGCUCGAUACUCCAACCAUUGGAACCAUCCUGGCGGUCCAGGGAAUUGUAAAUGGCGUAAUGCAGCCAUUAGCCUUCGCUAGGCUUCAUGACAUCAUGGGUGCCAAAAAACUUUGGCUGUUCGCCGUAACGUGCGCCCUGCCUAUGAUUGCUCUCCUCCCGGUAUCGAAUACCCUGGCGAGAUCUAGUGGCGUUGUUCAGAGUGUAUGGUCUUUGGUGGCUCUACAAGUCGCUCUUAUGAGCUGCAUGAAUUUUGCAUAUGGCGUCUCGUUUAUGUAUAUCAGUGUGGCAUCUCCUAACCGAGCGUCCGUAGGCGCAACAAACGGGUUUGCACAAGUGAUCGUCUCUGUUAUGCGUGCUGUUGGACCAGCUGCAGCUAACUCCGCGUUCUCAAUUAGCAUUGAGAGACAGUAUCUUGGAGGGAAUCUGGUGUAUUGUGUCAUGGCGGGUAUGGUGUACGUGGCGAUGGGCGUCGGCGUUUUGUUACCUCGUGCUAUGUAG